AGUAAAUUGACUCACCACUCUCAUGUUUUUUUAAUUUUUUUAAACAUAAAAUUAUAGUUAAGGCCCCAAUGACAUAAUUAUAUUGCUAAUAAAAAAUAAAAAUAAAAAUAGCCAAUGUUUUGUGUAUUGCCAACACUGGAUAAGGCGACGUAAACAGAACCUUCUAUUGUGCCAGCGGCUUCUUGAUUAGGGUUGCAUGUAAUUGUUAAUUAUGGCUGAUCAGGAAGAUUCUAUGAAUGAAGAGCAAUGGCUUUACGGUGAUUCAACAACUGACAAUUUACCAACUUUAGAAAUUAAAAAAGAAAUUGAAGAGAAACAAAAGGAGGAACCCCCCGCUGAGCCAGUCAGUGAACCAGUUAUUCCUGAGACCAACAGCAUCAAUCCUGAGAUAAAUCCGGCAGAAGGGACAGAACCUGGUGAAGUAAAGGAUGAUGAACCUGCAACUGCUGCAUCUCAAGAAAUUGACAAUGAAAAGACAAAUACCAAUGAGGGCGGGGAGGAGGAAGAAGAGGAAGACGAUGAUGAUGACAGUGAAGACGAUGUGAGGGUCACCAUCGGUGAUAUAAAAACAGCUCCUCAGUAUUCUAAUUUAAACAUUAAAAGAGGCGCUCAGCUGUCAUCUGGCAUUGAAAAAUUAAAUAAACAACAGACUGGAAAGUUUUCUAUUGAAGAAUUCGAGAGUAUUGGUACGAUAAAUGGUGUCCCCGCUCACGAAUUUAGUAUUGAUGCGCUUGAAGACAAACCUUGGAGGAAACCUGGUGCAGAUAUAACAGAUUAUUUCAACUACGGAUUCAACGAGGAGACCUGGAGAGCCUAUUGCGAAAGACAGAAACAGAUGAGAGUACACGAGUCUGGGGUCGGCCUCGGAGGCCUGGGAGUCUCUCGGGUAAAUCCCUCAUUGACAGUUGUUAACGAAAACUCAAAAUAUGCUAGCACCGGGAGUACGCUCCUAAUCGGAGGGGCGACGCAGGGCCAGAGAAAGGCUGGGCCUCCGCCAAACGCAAGGCGAGCAGGCGUCAUAGAUGUCAUUGGAACUGUCAAUUCCAGGCGACCGGUCGAUUCACCUCCCAAAGAGAGUCCAAUACAGGUUAUGAGCAGUGAAAGGAGAGACUACAACCGCAAGAGCUUCGACAUGUCGGUGCCCCCGCCAGGCUUUGACCCCCCUCCUCCCCUCUCUAUAGUUCCUAGUUAUCCAUCUCACGGAGGAUACAAUCAAGAUUUCUACAAUCCAGAAAUGGAUCCUUACUACCAAUCUUAUGACAAUUCACAAGAUAUGCAAUGGGGUGGUCAAAUGAUGAAUCAGGUUUGGAGUUCAAGGCAUCGUGACAAAAAAUCCCACGGUUCCCAUUCCUUAGACCAUCCUAAAAGAUCCAAAUACCUCCACAAUAAUUCUAUGAACAAGGACAUGGAAUUGCCUGGAGGGGUGACCAUUAAACAAGAACCUGUCGAGAAGAGCAGCAAGGACAGAGAAAGGGAUCGAGAAUCCCGCCACAAAGAGAGACAUAGACACCGGUCACGCAGUAGGAGCGGAGAUAGAUCAGAAAGGAGAAGGAAACAUAAGAGUCGUAGUCGUAGCCCAGGCCAUAGGAGCCAUAAAAAGAAGAAGUCUAAGAAAUCCGACCGCAGCAAGGAAGGGAGUGAUUAAUUUUAUUGUUUUACUGUUUUAUAUAGAUAUUGUUCAAGUAAAAUUGUGUUGGAUUACUUGAUGUACAUUACCAUUACCAAACUUGUUGUAUAUAUCCCUUCCUGUUAAUUGUGAUUAUCAAACUUUACUAUCGAUAAGAGUUCUCUCAUGUUUUCACUUUUUUUCUUUUUAUUUACCUUUCUUUUCCACUUAUUGAUGGUGAUAUAUGUUGAAAGUACAAGAUAUACUUCAUAAAAUGACUGCUGGAAAGUGACUUUUUUAUUAUUUAUAUUUAAUGUACUAUAAAUAUAAAAUUUAACAACAUUUAU
Nezara viridula (southern green stink bug) is the source of this 1953-nucleotide messenger RNA. The record is from the annotation of a GenBank genome assembly. Lineage: Eukaryota; Metazoa; Arthropoda; Insecta; Hemiptera; Pentatomidae.